CGUAGCGCUCAUUUCACGUGAUAACAAGCUUGCGCGCUUAACCCGCUUUGUGUUUCGAGGCCCCGCUCACAAUGCACAAGUCUACAUACAAUGGGUCGCUCGUCGCGGUGGGCACAAUAGCCUUCCUGCUGAUCACCAUCGCCGCUGCACCAAUGGAGGCUGAAGAAGAGCCGACGAGUGACAAUGAGCUGGUGCUGCACGAGGGAGAGCUGGACUACGGCGCGCCCUUCGACACUCUCAACUCGGCCGCGCUGCGCAAGUUCCUCAUGCAACUUGACGCUGAAGAGAGGUUAAGUCCCCGCGUUGGUCGCUCGUGGCCCCCCGAGCCGCGCGGCUGGCUGCGGCGGCCCGACGGCAGGCUGGCCCGUCAGUGGCGCGCCGACAAGAGGCAGGUACGAUUCCGCCAGUGCUACUUCAACCCCAUCUCCUGCUUCCGCAAGUGAAUUGUUGAGCUGUCUGUAUAAUAUAACCUCCUCCUUUUUCUGGAAGUCGGUUAAAAGUUACUGUAAGCAUAAAUAAAUAAGUAGAGUAAAAUUUUGUUUGGUUCAGAGCACAGUAAUUCUUAUCGAUAAUACGAUAAGAGAUACUAUGCUAUGAACUUUAAGCCCGUCUUGCAUCACCAUCCCAUACAAUUAGGCUUAUUUGAGACUUUUAAUGAAUACACCUUUAUUUGACAGGCUUCUAGGCCUCUGUAUUUCUAUUUCUUGAAUAAACAGUGUCUAUACAAAGCAGUCACUACAAAUAUUUCAUUUGAAACUAUUUAGGAGUAAUUCCAAGUAAAUACAGGCUCGUUAUACUUGAUAGCAAAGAGCUUGUGAUGUUAUUUCAGAUUAAGGUCAGAUACCGAGACGUAAAGUGAUGCUACAAUAACAUUGCGAUUCAGAAUUGAACUUUAUUAUCUACACAUGAAAAAACACGUUACAGAGGUAUCCGUAACAGAGGCGCAGUUUGAAAUUCUUGCGUAGUAAAUAAGUUACAAUUUUGAUUCGCCGCUUAAAAAACAGAUCUGCAUCGUGUCUUGUAUCGUCUCGGUGUGAACUGAUGCUAAAUUAAUUGUACAAUACAAAAAUUUUACAUCUUUGUUCUCUUUUUAAAUUACUUAAACAAGUAACCUAAAAUUAGUACGAACCAUGAGACUUUUCACCUUUGUUUAAAUAUAAAAAAACUAGUCUCUUGACUAAGAUUAUACACGUACCUGCAAAUCGCAUCAGAGCACACGUAUUUGCGGCAUAAAUCUGCCGAAGCGAGUAACCUAAUAAAGUAAAAAGUUGCCGUAACACUUUUCCCAUCUCAUUACAUCUGUUCCGAAGUUGGAAAGUCUUUUGUAACGGGAAAAACGAGGUCGACAGAGCUCAUUUCAAUAAAUUUUACAAGAUUUGAGGCUGCCGCAUAAAAUUGCCAAAAGGGUGUAUUGUUACAUGCAACAAAUCUUUAUGAAUCCAAUAGAGGUAUUCUUUGUGUAGAAAUAUAAUUUUAACCAUCUAUGUCUUUAGAGAAAAUUGUUAAUAUUCUUCGAAAUUGUAUCUCUAUAAGUAUGUAAGUUUAGAUUUAUGUCUAGUCAAUGAAUAAAUUAAUGUUAUGUCAACGGACAAACUUGA
Messenger RNA from Aricia agestis (brown argus), 1598 nucleotides. It is a transcript of the gene AST-C, whose product is annotated as allatostatin. Bases 72 to 443 code for a protein of 123 amino acids. The record is from RefSeq and is a predicted model, not a curated record. The transcript has 4 exons. Lineage: Eukaryota; Metazoa; Arthropoda; Insecta; Lepidoptera; Lycaenidae.